Messenger RNA from Periophthalmus magnuspinnatus, 720 nucleotides. RefSeq lists its product as uncharacterized. The transcript is spliced from 3 exons. Bases 1 to 720 code for a protein of 239 amino acids. NCBI's taxonomy places the organism in Eukaryota, Metazoa, Chordata, Actinopteri, Gobiiformes, Gobiidae. The record is from RefSeq and is a predicted model, not a curated record.
AUGAUUGUGUCCUGGGAGUCACCACUGAUGGACGAAAAGGCCCACGGCCCAGGAGAGGCCCACGGCCCAGGAGAGGCCCACGGCCCAGGAGAGGCCCACGGCCCAGGAGAGGCCACAGACUCAACAUUCACUUUACAAGAAGAAAAACGUGUUUUCAUGGAAUUUCCGGAUAUUUGUGACAUUAUCAGCUCAACCACAGACACAUUAUUGUCCGUGGGCUCCCGUGUUGCUAAAUUCGUCCCGACACAUCGUGAAUGCACCGUGGAGCUUUCCAACGACACCUCAACCUACUCCCUCUGCAACCCACGCUCGUUCAUCAAAAGCGGGAAUUGCGUCAACCCUUUACAACCCUCCAUUCCGUCCUCCACAUCGGCCACCGCGCUGUUCUCCAAGACGCCGUAUCGAACGCAGGGAUCGGUCGGCGCGUUCACCUACGACGUGUGUGACGAGACCAAGAACGCCGUGGUGAGGGUCGCCGUCAUGUUUAAGGUCCCUUUUAAUAACAAGAAACAUCCCAUAAUGUACGGAGUGGGCAUCUUCGACGUGAACAAGUCCUGUGACCGUGAGCUGUACCAGGAGAUGUCCAAAAGCACCGGGACGUUUGUCUCCGGCGGAGCCAAAGAUUCGAUUCUCGAGUACAAAAGUGCAAACAUCUCCAUCUUGGCUUCGAUGUCAGACGGUUUCACUCCGGUCAUGAAGGUGCAGGUGAAGGACGACUGA